Molecule: messenger RNA, 1120 nt
Organism: Cuscuta campestris
Lineage: Eukaryota; Viridiplantae; Streptophyta; Magnoliopsida; Solanales; Convolvulaceae
Source: the annotation of a GenBank genome assembly
AUCUUCCCUGGUAAACCCAUAGGCUGAUUUUGCUCCAUCGCCUAACUCGCACCCUGUUCACCCGCUUGGUGUGUCGGAGAUGGCGGCAUCGGCCAUUGCAACCCUUCCAAGAGUAUCAAUUUCCUCAAUCAAUCAGACAACGUCGCUUCGCACUUCGUCUUCUCUGUUCUCCGGCAGGUUUGGCGGAAACACAACGUCUGCACUUCCUAAUCGCAGUUUUUGUCCAUCCACAAUCGGACUAUCCAGUAGGGUGCAAGGGUUGCACUUAAAACUAGACCAGAACAACAUUAGUGCUGUCAUCAAUCAAGGUUAUGAUACCAUUGAAGCUGGAAAGGGCAAUCCAACCAUAAUGCCGGCAGUGCCGACACCAAGUGGCCUUUUGGAUCUGUCAACCAUACUACUUAGAAAUCGCAUUGUGUUCAUUGGGCAACCAGUAAACUCACAAGUUGCCCAAAGAGUCAUUUCACAACUUGUGACACUUGCAACAAUCGAUGAAAAUGCCGAUAUUCUGAUAUAUCUUAACUGCCCAGGUGGGAGCAUAUAUUCUGUGUUGGCAGUAUAUGACUGCAUGUCCUGGAUAAAGCCCAAGGUUGGCACAGUAUGUUUUGGAGUAGCUGCAAGUCAAGGAACAAUUCUUCUUGCUGGUGGGGAAAAGGGUAUGCGGUAUUCAAUGCCAAAUGCACGUAUUAUGAUGCAUCAACCACAUAGUGGAUGUGGGGGUCAUGUGGAAGAUGUGAAGCGCCAAGUGAAUGAAGCUGUUCAAUCUCGCCAUAAAAUUGACAAAAUGUAUGCCGCCUUUACUGGCCAACCACUUGAGAAAGUUCAACGGUACACCGAACGAGAUUGUUUUUUAUCUGCUUCAGAGGCUAUGGAGUUUGGUCUUAUUGAUGGGAUAUUAGAAACUGAAUAUUAAAUGGUAAAUAAGAAAUUAUUGAUGAGUGCCGACUUUGUAUGGAGCCGAGUCCAAACUCUACCCCCUGGCUAGCCAUGUAUUCUUCCUCUUCAAGUUUAACAUGUUACACCCAACAAACAGUUCUACAUAUCUCUUCAAAGCUCUAUGUGCCAUAAGUAGACUUGUGUGUUCAUUACUAUUGUAAACUUGAUAGUUUAUGAGAAUGGU